This is a messenger RNA of Microdochium trichocladiopsis, 540 nucleotides long. RefSeq lists its product as uncharacterized. The transcript is spliced from 2 exons. The record is from RefSeq and is a predicted model, not a curated record. The coding region runs from base 1 to 540 and encodes 179 amino acids. NCBI's taxonomy places the organism in Eukaryota, Fungi, Ascomycota, Sordariomycetes, Xylariales, Microdochiaceae.
AUGCGCUCCCAUCUAUUUUCACUUUUGGCUCUUGUUGCCACAACCCUUGCCACACCCUUUGUUGAGUUCGACCUGGGGCCAGAGAAUGCCCUCGAGGCUCGCACGUGGGACAAGGAUGAAAAGUGCGUCGAGUUCGUCUACGGCCACGAGAACAAACAUCUUGGCAAGUGCUGCGUCAAGCUCCGGGGCAAGCAUCUCCACGUCGAGUACCCGGAUAUCAAAAAGGGCGAGUACACGGACGUCAACGUCAUUGUCCAGACCCAUCCCAUCACCGAGGAAAACCACAAGAAAUGGCCGCACAAGAGUGGCCACGAGGGUCCUUGCAGAUACCGCAAGGGAAAGGCUUCGUGCAAGAUCGACGUCCAUCCGUCCUGGAGGGAGUGCGGCAAGAAGCUGUACAUUGGUGUCCACGGCGAUUGCGAGGUCCACGGGAAGCACGAGAGGGGCUGGGGUUAUGGACAGUGCAUCAAGAAGAACGCUCCGGGAAAUUGCCCAAAGAGCUUUGACUGGAACAAACAGUGUCCCAUGGCCAUGUGGUAA